This is a messenger RNA of Hyla sarda, 1412 nucleotides long. RefSeq names its product arsenite methyltransferase-like. Lineage: Eukaryota; Metazoa; Chordata; Amphibia; Anura; Hylidae. Gene Ontology annotation, molecular function: arsenite methyltransferase activity. Gene Ontology annotation, biological process: toxin metabolic process; arsonoacetate metabolic process. The coding region runs from base 211 to 1260 and encodes 349 amino acids. The transcript has 12 exons. The record is from RefSeq and is a predicted model, not a curated record. Gene Ontology annotation, cellular component: cytosol.
GGUUUUGAUAAAUCUCCCCCAUUGUCCCUUUUUGUCUUUUAGACUUUUCUGUAUAACAAUUCUAGGCACUAGAAGCUAAGCCCUGUCUGUCACCCAAACAUUGGGAAGGAUUGUGGAGAAGCAUUCAGGCCUGGGGGUGCGAGGAUAGAUAGUAACAAAACAGGACCACCACUGAACUGAGCAGCUGCUAUUUUUCUAGAAUAGUUUGAAAUGUCGAAUUGCAGCCAGACUGAGUCGAACUGUGGCUCCAACCAAACUCAUGAUGAUGUAAAGAAUUAUUAUGGGAAGCAUCUGAGUAACACAAAAGAUUUGAAAACUUCAGCUUGUGCUGCCCCUGCAAAACCCUUACCAAAACAUAUAAAGGAUGCACUGAGUGAAAUUCACGAAGAUAUUACAUCACGAUAUUUUGGCUGUGGGCUCACGGUUCCACAAUGUUUGGAGAGCUGCAGAAUUCUGGACCUGGGCAGCGGGAGUGGAAGGGAUUGUUACAUUCUGAGCAAACUGGUUGGGCCCAUGGGACACGUCACUGGCAUAGACAUGACUGAUGAGCAGUUAGAGCUUUCAAGGAAAUAUAUUGAUUAUCACACGCAGAAGUUUGGAUACCAGCAAACUAAUGUAGACUUCACUAAGGGUUACAUUGAAAACCUGAAAGGAGCAAAUCUACAGGAUGAAACUUUCAAUGUUGUGGUUUCUAACUGUGUGAUAAACCUUAGUCCGGAUAAAAAAGCUGUGCUUAGUGAAGUCUACAGAGUUUUAAAGUAUGGAGGGGAAAUGUUCUUCAGCGAUAUGUAUAUCAAUAAGACUCUUUCUGAAGAAUUGAAGAAAAACAAAAUGGUGUGGGGUGAAGGCAUUGGCGGAGCACUGCUGUGGAAGGACCUUUUUCAAUUUGCUGAAGAGAUAGGGUUCAGUCCCCCGCGCCUUGUCACUUCCCGGUACAUCACUUUUAACAAGGAGCUCCAAGAUGUUGUUGGUGACUACAAACUUGUUUCUGCUACAUUCCGUCUGUUCAAAGUCCCUAAAUGUGCUAAAAAGGAAAAGUGCCUGGCUAUUUACAAAGGUGGCGUGACAGGUUACGAAAAUGAAAUACAGUUUGAUGCAAACUUCUCUUUCAAGGAAGGACAAGCUGUGGAGGUGGAUGAAGAGCUGCACAGAAUCUUGAAAAGCUCUAGAUUUGCAGAGCACUUUACAUUUCACCCCCUGGAAAAGGGAUCAGGAUCUAUAAAGGAUAUCAUCAGUGAUCCAUUCCAGUUGGCAAACUGAAGUGAAGAGACUAAUUCUUGCAACAACACUAAAAGUAAAGGAUGUCAAUGAAAGCCAGAACAUAAAUAAUUGCUGAAUACUUAAUCUAAACAAACACAAAAAAAUACAAAUAUCUUGCAUAUAAUAUUGACAAACAAUAAAAGGCUGAAUUU